This is a messenger RNA of Marchantia polymorpha subsp. ruderalis, 2365 nucleotides long. Lineage: Eukaryota; Viridiplantae; Streptophyta; Marchantiopsida; Marchantiales; Marchantiaceae. The record is from the annotation of a GenBank genome assembly.
UCGAGCCCGGCGCGCGCGAGAGAGAGAGAGAGAGAGCAACGAGAGCUUGCGUGCCCUUGCAUUCGGCCUGUCUAUCGAUCGAUCGAUCGAUCCUCGGCCCAAAUCGGUAGUCGGGACUGAGAUUACUGACUGGAAAUCAAGCCAGGCGAGGCGAAGAAUUUGCGCAGAGACACGAGUGCGAUCGAGGCGAUUGAGGGCAAGGAUGGCGCAGGCCGCCGUAGCGAUGGACUUCUCGGUGCCCCCGGUGAUGGCGACGAAGCCUGCAGCGGGGGAGUUUUCCACCACCGCGGUCGAUAACGACGAGGAGGAUUUGUACACUCGAUUGAAGUUCCUGCAGCGCCAGUUGGAGUUUGUGGAUAUUCAGGAAGAGUAUGUGAAGGAUGAGCAGAAGAAUUUGAAGCGCGAGUUGUUGAGGGCUCAGGAAGAGGUGAAGCGCAUCCAGUCGGUGCCGCUAGUGAUCGGGCAGUUCAUUGAGAUGGUCGAUCAGAACAAUGGUAUUGUCGGGUCCACUACUGGGUCGAAUUACUAUGUCAGGAUUUUGAGUACUAUCAACCGUGAGUUGUUGAAGUCUUCUUCCUCUGUCGCCCUGCACCGCCACUCCAACGCCUUGGUGGAUGUUUUGCCGCCGGAAGCAGACUCUAGCAUCUCUUUGCUGACUCAAUCCGAGAAGCCCGACGUCUCUUACAUGGAUAUCGGAGGCUGCGACAUCCAGAAGCAAGAAAUUCGGGAGGCAGUAGAGCUUCCUCUCACUCACCACGAGCUUUACAAGCAAAUUGGUAUCGACCCACCAAGAGGAGUUCUUCUGUACGGUCCACCUGGAACUGGAAAGACCAUGCUUGCGAAGGCAGUUGCUCAUCACACAACUGCUGCUUUCAUUCGUGUUGUUGGUUCGGAGUUCGUCCAGAAGUACCUUGGAGAGGGUCCUCGUAUGGUGCGAGACGUCUUUCGUUUGGCCAAAGAGAAUGCUCCUGCUAUUAUAUUCAUCGAUGAAAUUGAUGCGAUUGCUACAGCUCGUUUUGAUGCUCAAACCGGUGCCGACAGGGAGGUCCAACGUAUUCUUAUGGAGCUGCUUAAUCAGAUGGAUGGUUUCGAUCAGACUGUGAACGUGAAGGUUAUUAUGGCCACGAAUCGUGCCGAUACUCUCGACCCAGCACUUCUUCGUCCUGGUCGUCUUGAUAGGAAAAUUGAGUUCCCAUUACCGGACAGGCGACAAAAGCGUUUAGUUUUCCAGGUUUGCACAGCAAAGAUGAACCUUAGUGAUGAAGUGGACCUUGAGGACUACGUCUCGAGACCUGACAAAAUUAGUGCCGCAGAGAUAUCUGCAAUAUGUCAAGAGGCAGGAAUGCAUGCCGUUCGGAAAAAUCGAUAUGUAAUCCUUCCGAAGGAUUUUGAAAAGGGAUAUAGAUCGAAUGUGAAGAAGUCAGACACAGAGUUCGAGUUUUACAAGUAGUUCCACAAAAUUGUAAUUUUUUUUAUACAGGUCGAAUCCAAGAUGUACACUUUUUCCCCCAACUUGGUGAGACUUUUGUUACGAUCUUAAGAUUCAGAUAAGGCAACUCAACUUCAACGGAAGGUGUAAUUUUUAGGAUUUGCCUUGAGUUGGUUUGAGCUGUAUUCUUCUUGGAGCCCGCGUCCACUUACAUUGUUCAGGCCGAGUACUUUUAUUGCAAGUACUUAAUUGAAACAUCGGGUUCAAGAAUGUCGAAGUCUUGAACUAGUCCAUUGAUCCUUUCUUUUUCAGUUCAUCUCACAUAUAUAGAAGUUUGUAUAAAAAUCUUGCUAGUUCACUUGCUUAUCUGAUACACGUAACAACAAUCCUCGAGAGUUGGGAUCUCUUCCUGGCUGUGAGUAUUAUAUAGCCAGCUAUGAGUAUACUCACAGGAUGAUCUUACGAAUUUCGUUCGAUAUCCAAACUAGAGGAGGUCUUCGUCUGGACUCUCCAUAAACUGUAUUUUGUGGAGAGUUGUAAUGUCCCCUUCAAGGUAGCUUCUGGACUUAAACAGUGCAGUGAUCAGGUGAAUUGGAACGUAAGAGAAAAGUGUUCUGUUGACAUUUGUGAACCGCGUCUUGUACCCAUUCCCCAGUCAUACUUGGCCUCGAGAAGCGUGCAACUCUUUAUGACCCAAAGUGGGAUCGUCCAACCUGCAUCGAAUGUGCCAGACCGUCGAUGAUUGCAAAUUGUCCAUAAUUUUAUCACAAUGUAUAUAUUAUAACUAUUCUCCGAAUGCUUCAGAAAAGCCCAGUGUUCUGUCCAUGGAUGUCAUCGCUUGUUUGAUCGUCUCGCCCCACCGACCUAAGCAGAGCACUGACCAAAUCAGAGCACUUGGGUUCGGUCAACUCCCGACUCAGGUCACCCACGAGAUAA